AUGGGCAUGGAUAAAUUGAUCGACGCUCAACAUGAACUUCACGUGCGUAUAUUACGUAGUGUCGACAAUUUACGAAAAAUCGGGGCGGCCAAGCUGAACGUGGACACCAUCCAAGCUGCGAUCCGCCUCCUGGACGACAAGUGGACCAGAUUUCAGGAGCUGCACGCGGAGCUCCGCGACAAAUACUGGAAGGAGAUAAAGGAAGAUGAGUACACCUCCGACGACCUUCCAAGCAAGGUCGAAACGGCGUAUUACACGCAACGCUCCGAACUUGCCGAGAUGGAGGAAAGGCUUUCCACGCCGUCGGAAGCUGACACCUCCGAGAAGGCUCGAGGAAGCGCGCCGUCCCGCAGGACCCUGCCACGCAUCAAUCUGCCUCAAUUCAGUGGCAAGUUCGAGGAUUGGCCAAGCUUCCGGGACCUGUUCCGCUCCAUCAUCCUCGGGGAUCCAUCCUUGACUAAGAUCGAGCAGCUGCACUAUCUCAGGACGAGUGUCAAGGGCGACGCGGAGCAGCUCAUUCGGAACUUGCCCUCCACGGAAGACAACCUGGAACAGGCAUGGGACAUGCUGACGACAUAUUUCGAGAACAAGCGCCUCCUCGUGCGUUCCUACCUGACGGCCUUCACAUCGCUGCCGAGGAUGAAGGCUCCCUCGCCCGACGGCAUCCGUCGAAUCUUCCACGGCGUGCUCAUCACAGUGGGCGCUCUGAAGGGCAUCGGGCGUCCGAUAAGCGACUGCACCGACCUUUUUGUGCACCUGGUCGUCGAACUGCUGGACGCCGAAACUCAACGCGAGUGGGAGAGUUCGCUCGGCAAGUCUGCCGAGCCGCCGUCGUACGACACGCUCCGGGAGUUCCUGCAAGAGCAGCUGAUGACCUUGGAGGUCCUCCAGUCCACCAGGCCCGGACCAUCUGGCAAGCCCUUGGAGAAAUCCAACCGCGCCGCUCGCACAAGCCACGUGGGGAGCAAGGGAUCAGACCCGAGCCGCAGCUGUCCGCUCUGCAAGAAGGAUCACUUUAUCGCGUACUGUGAGCUGUACAAGAGAAAAACAGUGGCUGAAAAAAAGGAGGCAAUCAAUGCUCACCAACGGUGCUGGAACUGCCUGGGUCGGCAUCUCCUUGCUGAUUGCACGUCCUCCAAGGUGUGCAUGAAGUGCUCUAGCAAGCACCAUUCCUCUCUUCACGACACCUUCACCGUUGUGGCUCUGCCUGCUGCCGGACCAUCUUCCGCGGUGACGACCCACGUGGCCAGGCGACCGCCGGUGGAAUGCCGAUCAGCGCUUCUGGCAACCGCGCGCGUGCUGGUGGCUGAUCGCGCGGGCACUCGCCACGACGUCCGCGCCCUGAUUGACCCGGGUUCGGAGACAUCACUGAUCGCGGAAUCUCUGGCACAACGCCUUUGCCUGCCGCGGACUCCCUCCUCAGUGGCCAUCUUCGGAGUAGGUGGCAUCCAGUCAGGCGUCUCUCGAGGGCGAACAGCGGUCACCAUCUUCUCGCGCGACGGGCACUUCGCGCUCGCCGCUUCGCCUCUCGUGCUGCCGCGCCUAACCGUGUACGGCGGCAUUCCUGAGGGAGAAGCACGCUCAUGGCCGCACCUUGAGGACCUCGACCUCGCUGAUCCUGAAUUCCACCGCCAGGAUCCCGUGGAACUACUGCUCGGUGCGGAUGUGUACCUGGAUCUCGCCAUGCCGAAAGGUCUUCGUAGAGGAGGGCCGCAGGAGCCAGGAGCGCUGCUGACGCGCUUCGGAUGGGUGCUGUUGGGCGCCAUUGGGACCUGCCACAUCACGAAUCCCGUGUCGUCGUUGCAGUGUACCACAGUGGAGGACCUUGCCGAGCUGGUGCGUCGUUUUUGGGAAACGGAGGAGCCUCCCCGUGCCGUCCUUCCGCUGACCGCUGACGAGCAGGAGUGCGAGGACCACUUCUUGCGCACCCAUCGACGACUAUCAGACGGCCGCUAUCAGGUGCGACUCCCGCUGCGAUCGAGGUUGCCGGACUUAAGCCCCACCCGUCGCGCCGCAUCACGUCUCCUCGACGUCAUGAGGCGUCGCUUCGACCGCGACACCAACUUCGGAGUGCUGUACCGCGACUUCAUGCGCGAGUACAUCACCCUCGGGCAUAUGACGCUCGCUGCCUCCACUGUGGCUUCACCAGGUGACCGGAUCAAUUUCUUGCCACAUCAUGGGGUGCUGCGGACUUCGGCUGCCGGUUCCAAGAUCCGCGUCGUUUUCAACGGAUCAGCUCGCACGGGCGCCGAGGCGUCUCUCAACGGUGUGCUGCACUCUGGACCUAACUUGCUGCCGUCUCUCGCUGAUGUCUUGACUCGAUGGCGGCGGCACCGGUACGUCUUCAUGGCCGACGUUCAAAUGAUGUACCGGCAAAUUCAGCUUCAUCCGGACGAUCGAGACCUACAACGGAUCCUGUGGGCAGAGAACAACGGGGUCAGCGAGUACCGGCUAAAUACGGUCACGUAUGGCUUGGCGAGCGCACCAUAUUUCGCCAUACGAGUGCUGCGGCAGCUUGCGUCAGACGAAGCCAACCGUUUCCCGCUCGGUGCCGACGUCCUGCAGCACGACGUGUAUGUGGACGACAUACUCACCGGAGCUGCUGACCUGGACUCUGCUCGUUGCCUCCUGGGACAAGUGACCUCGCUCUGCAUGGCGGGCGGCUUUCCGCUGAGGAAGUGGGCCUCUAACGACAACCGCCUCCUGGAGUUCAUCCCUGUCGAGCAUCAACUAGGCACGACGGCCGGCGCGAGGUUACCUGCAGACGAGCAUUUGCGGACCGUGCUGGCGCAGACCGCUCGCCUGUUCGACCCGCUGGGCUGGCUAGCACCAAUCCUCGUGCGUGCAAAGUUGCUGAUCCAGUCGGCGUGGCUGCAGCAGCUCGAGUGGGACGCACCGCUAUCACGCGAGGACACCGCCGCAUGGACAGCCCUCGAGGAGGAAUUGCCGGUACUGGAGAAGAUCAGACUGCCACGUUGGCUGCACAGCAACGCUCCAAGCAGCCCCAUGGAGCUCCACGGCUUCUCGGAUGCCUCCGAACGGGCUUACGCUGCUGUGGUCUACAGCAGGGUGGAGGAUGGCGGACUGCCCCGCAUCAACCUGGUGGUCGCCAAGAGCAGGGUGGCCCCGUUGAAGCGUGUAUCGCUGCCGAGACUAGAGCUCUGCGGAGCAGCUCUGCUGUCAAAGCUAGCAGAGCAUAUGCGGCUCUCCUUGGAUCUGGAGAAGUCGGCGGUCACCCUCUGGACGGAUUCUGCGGUGACACUUGGCUGGAUACGUGGACACCCUGCAAAGUGGAAUACGUACGUAGCCAACCGCGUCGCUGAAAUUCACCGCGACAACCAGGAUGCGAGAUGGCAGCACGUACCUGGCAAGGAGAACCCUGCAGACUGUGCCUCCCGAGGGGUGUCACCGAAGGAGCUCCUGGAACAUCAUCUGUGGUGGCGAGGGCCGGAAUAUCUCCGUCAUCACGCGGACUCUUGGCCGAAGGACGUCGGACUCUUGGAAACGGCCGACUUACCGGAGCAGCGACCGUUCCGAUGCCAUGCAGCCGCCGAGGAACGAGAAGCUGAGGAGCUCUGCCGCUUUUCCUGCCUUCGUCGCCUGCUUCGCGUGUCCGCCUGGAUCUGGCGCUGGAGGGCACGAGGGCGUCACUCAGCAGACAGCGAAGCUGUGUCGGCCUCCUUGGAACCUGAGGAGUUGGAGGCCGCUUUAUCUAAAUGGAUCCAGGUAGCUCAGGAGUCGAGCUACCAUGCCGAGCUGCAGUACGUCCGUGCUGGAAAGACGCUGCCUGCCCGGAGCUCACUCCGCAAGCUGGUUCCCAUGUUGGACGACGAGGGCACCCUGCGAGUCAGCGGGCGUCUAAAACACGCAAUUUUGGACGCCGAUCAACGUCAUCCUGCCAUCCUACCGCCGCAGUCUCACCUGACGCACCUGGUGGUUGACGCCGCCCACAGGCGAACACUUCACGGCGGAGUCCAGGCCACCUUGGCUCAUAUCAGGCAGCGUUUUUGA
This is a messenger RNA of Nylanderia fulva, 4011 nucleotides long. RefSeq lists its product as uncharacterized. The record is from RefSeq and is a predicted model, not a curated record. Gene Ontology annotation, molecular function: aspartic-type endopeptidase activity; nucleic acid binding. Lineage: Eukaryota; Metazoa; Arthropoda; Insecta; Hymenoptera; Formicidae. Gene Ontology annotation, biological process: proteolysis.